Molecule: messenger RNA, 4159 nt
Organism: Ictalurus furcatus (blue catfish)
Lineage: Eukaryota; Metazoa; Chordata; Actinopteri; Siluriformes; Ictaluridae
Gene: celf3a
Product: cugbp, Elav-like family member 3a
Exons: 13
Coding region: 1453-2808 (451 amino acids)
Biological process (GO): mRNA splice site recognition; regulation of alternative mRNA splicing, via spliceosome
Cellular component (GO): ribonucleoprotein complex; cytoplasm; nucleus
Molecular function (GO): mRNA binding
Source: RefSeq, a predicted model, not a curated record
CACGAUUUGAUCGUGUAUUUUCAAAGCCCUGACUAAAAUAAAACUCUACACUCCCACCAAAAACUCAGGAUCCAACCCAGGUUGCUGCUUCGCUAUCAUUCCACACGAGUUAACGAUGUUAAUUUAAUACUAUCAUUAUUUCUUCCCAUCAGCAGGAACAUUAUAUUUAAUACCACGUGUAUGGAUCACGCUCACUAGUAAUACGAAACUUGUUUAAAGUAAAUUUAGCACAAUCAGUGAAUCCAUGUUUUAAUAACAUCUGAAACAUAAUAUUUUUAUAUACACUACCAGUCAAAAAUUUACACACAUACUCAUUCUUUAUUUCUCCACGUUUUAUAUUAAUAAUAAAAUCAUCAAAACUAGGGAAGAACACAAAUUUAACUAUGGGAAUUAUGUUUUGAUUAAAAAAAAAUCCAAAUUAAAUCAAAAGAAUUUAAUAUUUUAGCAUCUUCAAAGUAGACGCCCUUUUUGCCUCGGAUUUCCAGAAAUGUAUUCUUGGCAUUUUCUCAACCGAUUUCUUGAGGAAUUGCCCUGAGAUGCUUUUUAAACAGUAUUAAAGGAGUUCCCGUCUACGCUGGACAAUUAUUGGCUGCUAUUCGGGAAUAUUUCACUCCGAGUCGUCCGUUUAGAUAAAAUUUUUUUUGUAAAUAAAAUGUUAGUUUUCUAAUGAAAGAAAUGAAUACGUUAGAAAUGAAACACAGAUUUCAAUUAUUUAAUCAUAAACCUUCAGAUCAAAAGGUUUUUAAGAUCAUGAGAAAGAUUUCAGGCAAGUGUCUCCAAACAUUUUGACCGGUAGUUGUAUGACUGUGUGUGUGUAUGUGUGUGUUUUCGUUCUAUUAAAUCUGACCUCUGAAGUAUUCCCUUUUUUUCCCCCCAGUGUAGUCUAUUGUCAGCGUGUAAGCUGAUUUAAAUCGAUUGCAUUUGCAGUUUAGAUUUAUAAACGCUAAAUAUACUGUGGCGUAAACUUCUGACGUGAACUGUGCGUGAUUUGUUUUGUUUUUUUCACGGUUGGGAAAAUGUUGACGCUCCCUUGAGCAGUCCUCCUGCUUUCCUACACCCAGGGGGAGGUCUGGACACGGACAGGGGGAGACACCGGUUUACGACGUCAAAGCAAAGGGCUACACAGACUCUGAGCCCAGACACUGGGUAGCCGCCAAGCUUUCCUACAUCUCUGUUACACGCGUUUGGGUUUGUUUGUUUGGGGUUGUUUUUUUUUGUUUUUGUUUUUUUGUUUUUGUUUUUUUUGGACUCUUCGUGUUAGGGAUCGGGAUUUUGAGCGUCUUGGUGUGGGUGGAUUAUCAUCCUGCCGAAGCUUUCUUCUUCUGUCAGGAGUGAAAGCGUGGAGAGACGCGAAUCAGGACGGACUAGAGGCUUUUCGAAGGGACGCUUUGGGAAGCGCCGGACCUUGUAAAAGAAGAAGAAGAAGAAGAAGCAGAGUCGCCGCUGUCCCCAAUGAAGGAGCCGGACGCCAUCAAGCUCUUCGUCGGCCAGAUCCCUCGCAAUCUGGAGGAGAAGGACCUCAAACCUAUCUUCGAGCAGUUUGGCAAGAUCUACGAACUGACUGUGAUCAAGGACAAGUACACGGGCAUGCACAAAGGAUGCGCGUUCUUGACGUACUGUGCCAGAGAGUCCGCACUGAAAGCCCAAAAUGCGUUACACGAGCAGAAGACAUUGCCAGGGAUGAACCGACCCAUUCAGGUGAAGCCAGCAGACAGCGAGGGCCGUGGAGACAGGAAGCUGUUUGUGGGAAUGCUGGGGAAGCAGCAGUCGGACACCGACGUGAGAAAGAUGUUUGAGCCGUUCGGGAGUAUAGAGGAGUGUACUGUGCUCAGAGGACCAGACGGAGCCAGCAAAGGUUGUGCGUUUGUGAAAUACCAGAGCAACGCAGAGGCCCAAGCGGCCAUUAACGCUCUUCAUGGCAGCCGCACUCUGCCGGGAGCCUCUUCCAGUCUUGUGGUGAAGUUUGCAGACACAGAGAAGGAGCGAGGCAUCAGGCGCAUGCAGCAGGUUGCCUCUCAGCUGGGCGUCAUCAGCCCCAUGAGCCUCCACCUGGGGGCCUACAACGCUUACACACAGGCUCUGGUCCAGCAACAGGCUUUGGUGGCUCAGUCGGCCUAUCUGUCUCCCGUAGCGACGGUUGCUGCGGUGCAGAUGCAGCAGUUGGCUGCUCUUAACCCAAGCAGCAUCAUAGCGACGCCCAUCGCGUCAAUCACCCCAUCCUCAGGUGCGAGCACACCUCCUGCUAUUGCCGCCACACCAGUGCCUACUCUUCCACCAAUUGCAGUCAACAGUUACUCGGCUGUGCCUGCCCCACCCAGCGGGCAAUCAGCCUCUGAAACACUGUACACCAACGGCGUCCACCAAUAUCAAGCUCAGAGCCCUGCCUUGGAUCCUCUUCAGCAGGCGUACACUGGAAUGCAGCAUUACACUGCCACAUAUCCUGCUGCGUAUGGUUUGGUUGGUCAGCCGUUCCCACAUCAGCCCACGCUAGUUGCUCAGCAAACCCAACAGCCUCAGCAGCUGCAGCAGCGAGAAGGUCCAGAGGGAUGUAAUAUCUUCAUCUAUCACCUGCCACAGGAGUUCACCGAUUCUGAGAUGCUGCAGAUGUUUCUGCCCUUCGGCAACGUCAUCUCAGCCAAGGUUUUCGUCGACCGCGCAACCAAUCAGAGCAAAUGCUUCGGUUUUGUAAGCUUCGACAACCCCGCCAGCGCUCAGACUGCCAUCCAGGCCAUGAAUGGAUUUCAGAUUGGCAUGAAAAGACUGAAAGUGCAACUGAAAAGGCCCAAAGAUGCCAACCGCCCAUACUAACAUGGCCAGGUGAGAGAGAGUGAGAGAGACAGAAAAAGAGACGGGGGGUUGAAAGAGCAUCAGUGCAGGCAGUUCUGACUUAUUAGACCAGAAGUACUGUAUCUUAACGAUAGAGUGAACAUGAUUACAGAAUAAAACGGGCUCUCGGCCUCCAUGAUGAUUUGAACUAAACGUAUCACGAUGAGGAACAGGUUCUCAAAGCAGUUCUAGACUGAUGUUUAGACUACACAGUGUAUUUGAAGGGAAUGUAUUAUGAACUGAGUGUAAUGUGUUUAGACAUGCUUUGAAGAAAUGCUUUAAAGUGAACAAGACAAUAAUCAGUUGAUUAAUUUUUACUUUUCAUUUAUUUUUUUUGUUUUUGUGCUGUGUCAUCGCUCAUUCUCCUGAAAUCAAUCAAUCAAACAAACAAACAAACAAACCUCAUCCCCACCCAAGGCUGCCCUGGCCAAUCAUAACUCGUGCGGAGACUACGUCGCUAUGGCUGCGGUGGCCAUAGCAACCAAUAAAGCUUCCCCCUUCCUGUCACAGCGGUUGUUGUAAGUUGAUUGGCCUGUGUUGGUUGCUGUGGCAAUAUUCCUGCCUGUGAUGGUUGCCGUUAGCAGUUUUGUUAUUGUUUAUCUUUUUUUUCUCCUUUUCUUAUCUUUUUUUUUUGGCCCUCUUGUCUUCUAUCCUCCAUGCUGAGAGUGCAUGGCGGGUUACUGUGGUGAAAAUGGAGUGUGUUUGGUGCGUUGUGCCUUUCUCUUUUUUUGUUUUGUUUUGUUUUGUUUUGUAAAUACUGAUCAAUGACACUAAACUUUGAGUUAACGUCCUGUAACUGUAAUCAGCCAUUGCAGCAAAUCAAAGUCAUUCAAAGCUAUUAAGUACUUAAUCAGCCAUUUUUUGAAUGCCCUAGUGUUUUGGGUGGAUUUUGUUUUUGAUCAGUCUCCUCUGUGUUUUUGUUUGGUCAUGAUUAUUAUCUCUUUACAGCUCCUCCCAUAAUGUAGUCUGGUGGUGUUUUAGUUUUUGUGAACGUGGGGGAUUCAGUGUGUAUUCGAUGACAGGAAAGUUUGUGCUAGUGGGUAUGGUGUUUUGUCUAAUGAGUGAAAGAAUGAAUUAAUUGUGUGUGUGUGUGUGUGUGUGUGUGUGUGUGUGUGUGUUCAGAAAGAGAAAACGAGAGAAUGCUGGAACAAUUCAUUCACUAUCUCUCAAACCUCUUGCGUGAGGCUUGAGGUGACAGCAUUGUGCUGAUCGAUGAGCAGCAUUUCCCUGUAGGAAUUCUGGGUUUUGUAGAAGUGUACAAUAAAAUACAUCAUUAAUUAAAAAAAUACAACUGUGUAUAUAUGUAUGUGUAUGUAUGUGUGUAUAUGUAUGU